AUGACCAAGGACACUUUUUUAGGAUUUUUGUUGCUCAUAUUCAUUAAGAUAACCAUCGGCAAUUUUUUCAAGGGUGUGGCAGUAUCAGGUGCUUGGAUAUGUUUGGAUAACUAUAACACAAUUGCUGUAGAAGUAGUAUCUGUUCUGGCUCAGCACACAAGUGCAGUAAUCCAUGCUCUUCAAUCAAAUAUGAAAGCAGUCAUUUUUGAAGGUCUUGAACUUCCUUUGAAAACCACUGGAUUUCUGUGCAUUACUGUGGAUGUACAGUGUGAAACAUGCUCUGCAUUACCUGCAAACUUGAGGAAAUUCAUGAACACUGUUAAAGCCUUUUUGAAAAGCUACAAUGUUGUCUUCUUUGUCUGUUUGUGUUGUGAAUUAGUUGAGUGGAGUACAGAGAUCAUAAUUUUUUACGAAUGUAUUAGUUGUAAAUUAAGUGGAAUAAGUUUCAUGAUAUUUGCUGAAUUUAUCUCUAAGAUUCGUACAUAA
Messenger RNA from Schistocerca cancellata (South American locust), 486 nucleotides. Its product is annotated as dynein axonemal heavy chain 12-like. The transcript is spliced from 4 exons. Gene Ontology annotation, biological process: microtubule-based movement. Lineage: Eukaryota; Metazoa; Arthropoda; Insecta; Orthoptera; Acrididae. The record is from RefSeq and is a predicted model, not a curated record. Bases 1 to 486 code for a protein of 161 amino acids. Gene Ontology annotation, molecular function: dynein intermediate chain binding; ATP binding; dynein light intermediate chain binding. Gene Ontology annotation, cellular component: dynein complex.